AUGUGGCAGCAGCAGCAGCUGCAGCGCUCCUGCCAGCGUUCCUGUCAGCGAGCCAGCCAGCCAGCCAGCCAGCAGCAACAGCAGCAGCAGCAGUCCAGCCAGCCAGCAGCAGUAGCAGCAGCGGCAGUGUCGGUCCAGCCCACGGCAGCAGCAGUAGCUGCAGCGUUAGUGCCAGCGUUCCUGCCAGCCAGCCAGCCAGCCAGCCAGCCAGCCAGCCAGCAGCAGCGGCAGCGGCAGUGUCGGUCCAGCCCGGGGCAGCAGAAGCAGCGCUCCUGCCAGCAUUCCUGCCGCCAGCCAGCCAGCCAGCCAGCAGCAGCAGCAGUGGCAGUGUCGGUCCAGCCUGCGGCAGCAGCAGCAGCUGCAGCAUUCCUGCCAGCCAGCCAGCCAGCAGCAGCAGCGGCAUCAGUGGCGGUCCAGCCCGCAGCAACAGCAGCAGCUGCAUCGUUCCUGCCAGCGUGCCUGCCAGCCAGCCAACCAGCCAGCCAUCCAGCAGCAGCAGCGGCAGUGUCGGUCCAGCCUUUGGCAGCAGCAAUACCUGCAGCGUUCCUGCCAGCCAGCCAGCAGCAGCAGCGGUGGCAGUGUCGGUCCAGCCUGCAGCAGCAGCAGCAGCAUCACCGUUCCUGCAAGCGUUCCUGCCAGCCAGCCAACCAGCCAGCUAGCCAGCAGCAGCGUCAGUGCCGGUCUAGCCUGUGGCAGCAACAGCAGCUGCAGCGCUCCUGCCAGCGUUCCUGUCAGUGUGCCAGCCAGCCAGCCAGCCAGCAGCAGCAGCAGUGGCGACAGUGUCGGUCCUGCCUACGGUGGCAGCAGCAGCUGCAACGUUCCUGCCAGCAUUCCUGCCAUCCAGCCAGCCAGCAGCAGCAGACCAGCUGCAGUGUCAGUCUUGCCUGUGGCAGCAGCAGCAGGCACAACGUUCCUGCCAGUGUCCUGCCAGCCAGCCACCCAUCCAGCAGCAGCAGCAGCUGCAGUGUCAGCCCAGCCUGCGGCAGCAGCUACAGCUGCAGAGUUCCUGCCAGCAUUCCUGCCAGCCAGCUAGCCAGCAGCAGCAGCAGCAGCUGCAGUGUCGGUCCAGCCCACGGCAGCUGCAGCAGCUGCAGCAUUCCUGCCAGUGUUCCUGCCAGCCAGCCACACAGCCAGCAGCAGCAGCAGCUGCAGUGUCGGUCCAGCCCAUGCCAGCAGCAGCAGCUGCAGCGUUCCUGCCAGCGUUCCUGUCAGCCAGCUACCCAGCCAGCAGCAGCAGCAGCGGCAGUGUUGGUCCACCCGGCAGCAGUAGCAGCAGCUGCAGCGUUCCUGCCAGCGUUCCUGCCAGCCAGCCAGGCAGCAGCAGCAGCAGCGGCGCUGUCAGUCCAACCCGCAGAAGCAGCAGCAGCUGCAGUGUUCCUGCCUGCGUUUUUGCCAGCCAGCCAGCAGCAGCAGCAGUAG
Schistocerca piceifrons (Central American locust) is the source of this 1419-nucleotide messenger RNA. RefSeq lists its product as uncharacterized. The record is from RefSeq and is a predicted model, not a curated record. The transcript has 2 exons. The coding region runs from base 1 to 1419 and encodes 472 amino acids. Lineage: Eukaryota; Metazoa; Arthropoda; Insecta; Orthoptera; Acrididae.